UUUUGAGCCUAACAGUUAGAUACACGUUUCCGUCCUUCCACUUCUCUUUCUCCUUAGCUACGCUUUCUUUCUGGGUCCUUUGAAGAAAACUCUUUUCAUCUCUCUGUGAAUGGACUACGAUUUCAGGACCAGGUCCGGUCAAUCAUACGACGCACAGCUCCCGAUGUACCGGACAGCCACAUCAUCAGCAUCAUCGGCGCCGUCCAGCCACCCGAUGUACAGACCGUCGCUCUAUCCGCGGGUGGGUCAACCCGGCCCCGACGUGGCCCCUUACGCACCAAAUCGGCCCUCUCCCCACCACCACCACCAGACCUCCACUACCACCUCCGCCUCUUCUUCAGGAUUGGGAAUUAGGGUUACGAUAAAGCCGCAGUAUCGGAUCACUCCUCCGCCUCAAUUGUCACCACAAUUAGGAGAUAUUCCCCGGAGCAAUUUCCAAUUUGACUUUGAAGUUGAGAGAAAAAUUUUGGCUGAAGCAGAGAAGGACAACCAAAAUUGGAGCAGGCUUGGGCUGGAAAACCUUCCAUCUAGAACUAUGGGGUCGGCAUCUCCAACGUGUUUAUACCGUAAAUUGCAGGGUCCUGUUGCAGAUCCUGUGGUGAGCAAAUAUAUUUCUUCGGGACUCAGCCGAGAAGCUGUUCCUCUUGCAGUUGCAAAUUAUGGAGACAAUCCAACCAAGGUUCGAGAAUUUGUCAAUGGCUACACACUUCUAAGAGAAAUGGGAUUUUCAUCGAACAGCGUUGCUGAAGCCUUAGUCAUGUAUGAAAACGACACGGACAAGGCACUAGCUCAUUUCCUUAACAGUCCAUCAUGAGAAUUCUGGAAAUGUCUUACCGUUUGUACUAUGGUGAAUAUUAAAGUGGUGAUUUCAUACGAACAGUUGUGUUUUUGUUUUAGAAAUUAGAACUCUGGCUUUAAAACAUCACGGUGUUUUGUACGAUGUCAAAAGAUAGCGCAAUUGGGUGCAUUUUUAUUUCCUUGUAGUAGGUUAUAUGUUGUAUCUAUCUUUUCGUACAACAGAAUUCCUUUAUAUAUUUCGUAAAUAAAUUUAUCAUGUUUUGCCUAA
Molecule: messenger RNA, 1066 nt
Organism: Alnus glutinosa
Lineage: Eukaryota; Viridiplantae; Streptophyta; Magnoliopsida; Fagales; Betulaceae
Exons: 5
Coding region: 110-814 (234 amino acids)
Biological process (GO): ubiquitin-dependent protein catabolic process via the multivesicular body sorting pathway
Cellular component (GO): ESCRT I complex
Molecular function (GO): ubiquitin binding
Source: RefSeq, a predicted model, not a curated record